Messenger RNA from Colletotrichum truncatum, 276 nucleotides. Its product is annotated as mitochondrial cytochrome c oxidase assembly factor. NCBI's taxonomy places the organism in Eukaryota, Fungi, Ascomycota, Sordariomycetes, Glomerellales, Glomerellaceae. Gene Ontology annotation, biological process: mitochondrial respiratory chain complex IV assembly. Gene Ontology annotation, cellular component: mitochondrion; mitochondrial inner membrane. The record is from RefSeq and is a predicted model, not a curated record.
AUGGGUGGUCUCAAUCUCGAGGUUUUCAAGUUCGGCAUGUAUGUCAUGUUCCCCAUUGGCAUCAUGUACUACUUCGGAACGAACCUCGACAACCGCUUCGCGGUGCCCGAUUUCUGGCCCAAGGCCGAACACUCGCACAAGAUCCCCUUCGACCGCGAGGACAUCAAGGAGGAGUACAUUAGACUUGCGCGGAGGCAGCGCCUGGUAGAGGAGAUGAGGAGGGAGAGGGAGAGGGCGCACGCGGCGCAGAACCCGCCUUCGAACGAGGAGCAGUGA